This is a messenger RNA of Myxocyprinus asiaticus (Chinese sucker), 923 nucleotides long. RefSeq names its product cysteine-rich protein 2-like. NCBI's taxonomy places the organism in Eukaryota, Metazoa, Chordata, Actinopteri, Cypriniformes, Catostomidae. The record is from RefSeq and is a predicted model, not a curated record. The transcript is spliced from 7 exons. Bases 199 to 840 code for a protein of 213 amino acids.
UCAGCCAAUCAGCUAGAUUUACUGUUCGAACGUCUCGUAACGUAUUUAAUAUACAUGAGACAAGCACGGGCGCUCUUUAAAGUUAAAUAAACGCUGUGGCGCGACUUGUGUUGCAAACAGUAUGCAGCAUCGUUGAGGGACCGGCAGAGAACUUGAGAGACGAACCGAACCUGCGUACGAGCGAGACUGUUCUAGAGAAUGACGUCCAUUUGUCCAAGAUGCGACAAGACGGUGUAUUUCGCGGAGAAAGUAACCUCUCUGGGGAAAAAUUGGCACCGUUUCUGUCUGAAAUGUGAACGCUGUAGUAAGAUUCUGUCUCCCGGAGGCCAUGCAGAGCAUGAUGGAUUGCCAUACUGUCAUAAACCAUGCUACGGGACCCUCUUUGGACCAAAAGGUGUAAAUAUUGGAGGGGCGGGGUCUUACAUAUAUGACACGCCACCUCAAACACCUGUCGACAAAUCAUUUAGCAGUCCUUCAGAAGGAUCACCCACUACACCUUGGACCAACACACAGAUUACCUAUCAUCAACCUAAAGCUCUUACUGCUCCUACACGUAUGUUUGCUGGAGAGACUUAUCUGUGUCCUGGCUGUGGAAAAGCAGUUUAUUUUGCUGAGAAGGUGAUGUCUUUGGGGCGCAACUGGCACAGGCCUUGCCUUCGCUGUGUGAGGUGCAAAAAAACACUGACCCCUGGUGGCCAUGCAGAGCACGAGGGCAAGCCCUACUGCCAUGUGCCCUGCUAUGGGUACCUUUUUGGACCAAAGGGUGUGAACAUUGGAAAGGUGGGAUGUUACAUUUAUGAGAAAGAAAAUACAGAGAAUGAAAUGCCAAGUGAACAUUAGGUCAAAAAGGAAAAGCUCUUUUUUAUUUUUUACAGAAAUGUUUUUUUUUUCUUUCUUUCUUUCUUUUUUUUUUUUUUUUUUUU